UGCAUUGUUGCGUUAGAUUGUUGCGUUAGCGGCCAUUCAUCAUCCCCACAUGAGCUCAAGCUUCCGUCCUAUCUGGGGUAGACUUUUUUUUUGGCGGUCUUGUUUGUAACAGUUCAAUGUGUGUGAGUUGGAAAGAACAAUGAGAAAGCUCAGCAAUUCUCUAUGUCAAUUAUAUCGAGCAGGUGUUCCGCAUGGCGCUCGGGUGCUAUACCGUUAUUAGUGUCAAUUGGCGCUAAAACACAGCGUCGUUUUGCACCUCUUAUCGUCAUAAAAAAUCAACUUCGAUAUAAGUCCCACUCAAAGAAGGUCAUGGAGAGUAAUACGCACGAAGAAGACGGUGUCCGAAUUGCUUUUGAGGGCUGCGGUCAUGGCACACUCGAUGCCAUCUAUUCCUCUGUGGCCGCUUCUUCUAAGCAUAGAGGAUGGGAUGGCGUAGAUCUUCUCAUCAUUGGAGGUGAUUUCCAGUCUACUCGCAAUGCAGCAGAUCUCUCGGUCAUGGCGGUGCCGCCCAAGUAUCGCCAGCUUGGGGACUUCCCGGCAUACUACAGCGGUGAAAAGAAGGCACCAUACUUGACCAUAUUCAUCGCUGGGAAUCACGAGGCCAGCUCGUACUUGUGGGAACUGUACUAUGGUGGUUGGGUCGCGCCAAAUAUGUAUUAUAUGGGAGCCGCUAACGUGCUGCGCUUUGGCCCCCUACGCAUCGCCGCCAUGAGCGGUAUUUGGAAGGGCUACGAUUACCGCAAGCCGCAUCACGAGCGCUUACCCUUUAACCAGGACGAUAUCAAGAGCUUUUAUCACGUACGUGAGUUCGACGUGCGCAAGCUCUUGUUGCUCCGGGAGCAAGUCGAUGUUGGAUUGAGCCAUGAUUGGCCAAGGGAAAUAGAGAAACAUGGCAAUUCCUCUGCAUUAUGGAAGAUGAAGCCUGAUUUCAAACAGGAGAGCCAAGACGGAACUCUAGGGAAUCCGGCAGCUACAUACGUCAUGGAUAGACUGAGGCCGGCGUACUGGUUCUCUGCACACCUGCACUGCAAAUAUGCUGCUGUCAAAACAUAUGAACCUCCAAACGACGCCGAGGCACCUUCCAAUGAACUGGCAGCAAAGCAGGAAGAAGCUGCACCGGCCGCCUCGGAAGAAGCUACCGCAAACCCUGAUGAGAUCGACUUGGAUAUGGAGGAUGACGAAGACGGCCACCCUCCAACUAAAUCCGCCGAUGUGGCCGACUCUACGCUAACCAUGAUCAGAAACGCGGUAAGCGGAGUACCUGAUGAACUUCGUGCACAGCUCCCGGCAUCGUUUGCCGGACCGGCACCCUCCGAACCCAAGGUCAUUCCCGGGCAGCCUGUCCCACCCACGAUAACAAAUACCACUACUCGCUUCCUCGCCUUAGACAAAUGUCUACCAGGCCGCAAGUUUGUCCAACUUUGCUCCCUGACGCCAGUUGACCCCUCAAACCUAACUACAUAUCCACCAUCGACUAAUCGAAAACAACGCUACCGUCUACAAUACGAUCCAGAGUGGCUUGCUAUAACGCGUGUUUUUGCACCACAUCUAACCAUAGGCGACCCUACCGCUCAAACACCCCCGGACUUGGGUGAAGCGGUAUAUCGACCUAUGAUAGAUCAGGAGCGCAGCUGGGUAGAGGAAAAUAUAGUCCGCACCGGUAAGCUAGACGUACCUAAGAACUUUACUCUCACCGCUCCGCCACACCGGCCAGGAGUCGACCCCCAGACGGUCAACUACCAGCCGGACGAAUACACGAACCCUCAGACCACGGCUUUUUGCGAGUUGGUCGGUGUGCCGAAUCUCUGGGACGCGAGCCCGGAGGAACGGGCAGAGCGAAAGGAGAAAGGGCCGGCGCCUGUAGCACCAAGGGUCAAUCAGGGCGGUGGCGGUGGGGGGUCUAAAGGAGGAAGAGGUGGUGGCCAUAGAGGUGGUUUCAAUAGAGGAGGACGGGGUAGAGGUCGAGGUGGUGGCCGAGGAGGUCCCCGGGGUGGGGGGAAGAAAUGAUGCUAGAUCACGUAAAUAUCUGUCCGCAAAAAUGCCUGGAUCAUUACGGAUGAGGAGAUUUAUAUUAUAUAUAUAUCUUCGUCGCGACUUAGCUUACUCAAAAGGGUCCGAUUUUCAAGGAAGAUGUAUUCGUAGGCCUCAAAUUAUGAAGUGUCCUAGGCGGUAGUAGUAGUAUUAUUAUCUACGCGGGAAAAUAAGUUAAAUAAAUACGCACAAA
Messenger RNA from Daldinia vernicosa, 2224 nucleotides. RefSeq names its product lariat debranching enzyme, C-terminal domain-containing protein. The record is from RefSeq and is a predicted model, not a curated record. Gene Ontology annotation, molecular function: RNA lariat debranching enzyme activity. The transcript is spliced from 4 exons. Lineage: Eukaryota; Fungi; Ascomycota; Sordariomycetes; Xylariales; Hypoxylaceae. The coding region runs from base 163 to 2007 and encodes 614 amino acids. Gene Ontology annotation, biological process: mRNA splicing, via spliceosome. Gene Ontology annotation, cellular component: nucleus.